Molecule: messenger RNA, 1326 nt
Organism: Mizuhopecten yessoensis (Yesso scallop)
Lineage: Eukaryota; Metazoa; Mollusca; Bivalvia; Pectinida; Pectinidae
Product: R3H domain-containing protein 4-like
Exons: 7
Coding region: 118-993 (291 amino acids)
Molecular function (GO): nucleic acid binding
Source: RefSeq, a predicted model, not a curated record
UGCAAUGUUGUGGCAGCCUCGUUUUCGGGAUAUUUGACGUUUCGUUGCCCUGAUACCUGUACGCGCAGAGCUUCAUUGACUGUCUGCGUUUGAUCCAGGCUCUCGUUAAGAUUCAAGAUGGGUGUGCUACGUGACGAAACGAAUAUAUUUUCAUAUGAAAGUUCUGGCGACGACUUAGAAAAUUUGGAUAAUGAUGUCAGAGAAGAGGUGCUGGCGAACAAUUUGAAGCAUCAACGGAAACCAUUAAAUAAAAACACAAUGAGACUAAGCAACCUGCAAACAGACAAUGGUUAUCAAGGCUCCAGUAGGAAGACCGGGGUCAAGAGGUCAAGGAGAGGAGAAAACUUGAAGUAUCUUCUGAACUUGGUGGAGAAGGAAGACGACCUGGAACUGAGCAUGGAGGUGGGCGAGCCCAGUAUAUCAGCGUUUGCAGAACUCUUUAUGGAGCCUGAAAAAAUGAAGGUGUGGAAAGAUUUCAUGAACAGCUCGGAGGAAGAGCAGGGCCGAAUUCUGCAGGAAAAAGGAAGAAUUGCAGUGAAUAGCAAAGAAAAACGUACAGAAAACAGAAAUGACAACAAAGAUCUCGAUAACAGUUGGGAGGAGAUACCAGAUAACAGGGCGGUUCAUCCAGCCUUUACCCCAGAAGAGUGUUAUCAAAGACUUGACAGGAACAUCAGACUUUUUCUCAAACGAAGAAAUAUUCCUGUGGGAAUCCUUCAUGGUUUAGAACAGGAUUUGAUCUCAUUCUUCAAGGACUGGCCGGGGUCAGUUUACGUGUCCAAGCUGACGUCCAGUUUUGAAAGAAUGCUCCUCCAUGCCAUUUGUCAGUACCUAGAUCUCUCCUCCUCAAGUUUUGAUGAAGGCAACUGUCGACGGACACACGUCGAGAACAAAUUCUCCUCGUUCACCCCUCCCUCCGUUCUCCUCAGCAGCUAUCUACAAAGGGCAGCAACGUCAUGGCAACAUAACUCCCAACCGGGCAACUGUGUGUAAUCUGUACCUUUGUUACUCUCCACAUUGCCAUAUUUAUCAACUACCAAUUGUCAGUUGGUAUCUGGAUAUCUAUGGAUGACAAGUCUUUUUAGAUUUUUGUUGUUCUUUGGUAGAAAGUACCAGUUGUGAUUUAUACAGUUAUGAUUUGCCUUGGUUCAGUUAAGUUUGUUAAUGCAAGUUUUCUUUAAAUUUUGUAUGGAACAUCUGUUUUGUUUUAAAAUAAAAGCCUUUCUGAAAUUUUUUAUGGACAAACCCAACAAAAAAGGAAAAUACUGACAUUUGAAAUAUUAAGUUCAAUGUUGAAAUCAACAUUUUUUUUUAUUAAUGAAAAAA